CACCUCAAAACAAAACCUAGGGUUAGAACUUCUUCAUACCUCACUCCCCUUUCUCCAUUUCUCGCCGCCGCUAAAAUGGGUCGUGUCAUCCGUGCCCAACGUAAGGGAGCAGGUUCCGUUUUCAAAUCCCAUACGCACCACCGCAAAGGCCCCGCCCGUUUCCGUUCCCUCGACUUCGGCGAGCGCAACGGUUACCUCAAAGGAGUCGUCACCGACGUCAUCCACGAUCCAGGUCGCGGUGCUCCUCUUGCUAAGGUCACUUUCCGUCAUCCCUUCCGUUAUCAGAAACAGAAGGAGCUUUUCGUUGCUGCUGAGGGUUUGUAUACCGGUCAAUUUAUUUACUGCGGUAAAAAGGCGACUCUUGUUGUUGGUAAUGUUUUGCCUCUUAGAUCUAUCCCUGAAGGUGCUGUGAUUUGUAAUGUUGAGGGUCAUGUUGGUGACCGUGGUGUUUUUGCUAGAGCUUCUGGUGAUUAUGCUAUUGUUAUCAGUCAUAAUCCUGAUAAUGAUACUUCUAGGAUCAAGCUUCCAUCUGGUGCAAAGAAGAUUGUUCCAAGUGAUUGCAGGGCCAUGAUUGGGCAAGUUGCUGGUGGUGGAAGAACCGAGAAGCCAAUGUUGAAGGCUGGUAAUGCUUACCACAAGUUCAGAGUGAAGAGAAACUGCUGGCCUAAGGUUCGUGGUGUUGCUAUGAAUCCAGUUGAGCAUCCCCACGGAGGAGGUAAUCACCAACAUAUUGGUCAUGCGAGUACUGUCAGACGUGAUGCUCCUCCUGGACAGAAGGUUGGUCUCAUUGCUGCCAAGAGGACUGGUCGUCUCAGGGGUCAAGCUGCUGCAAGUGCUGCUAAAGCCGAUAAAUAAGCAGUUUAGAUUGUUAAGAUUAUAUUCUAUUGCUUGUUUUCCAAUUUUGUUUCUUGUUAAACUGUUGUGUUGUUUUGAGAACCAUUUUCCCCAAAAAUUAUGGAGCUUUUGUUAGACAGCAUUUUAUAUUUUGUUACAUCUAUCUUGCAGUUUGUCUCUGGUUUACUUGAUAUUUGUUUGGAAAGGUUAAAUUGCCAAUUUUUCAA
Molecule: messenger RNA, 1061 nt
Organism: Medicago truncatula (barrel medic)
Lineage: Eukaryota; Viridiplantae; Streptophyta; Magnoliopsida; Fabales; Fabaceae
Product: 60S ribosomal protein L8-3
Exons: 2
Coding region: 76-855 (259 amino acids)
Biological process (GO): cytoplasmic translation
Cellular component (GO): ribosome; cytosolic large ribosomal subunit
Molecular function (GO): structural constituent of ribosome; RNA binding
Source: RefSeq, a predicted model, not a curated record